Cydia pomonella (codling moth) is the source of this 5119-nucleotide messenger RNA. RefSeq lists its product as uncharacterized. Gene Ontology annotation, cellular component: nucleus. The coding region runs from base 177 to 2996 and encodes 939 amino acids. The record is from RefSeq and is a predicted model, not a curated record. NCBI's taxonomy places the organism in Eukaryota, Metazoa, Arthropoda, Insecta, Lepidoptera, Tortricidae. The transcript is spliced from 15 exons.
UGUUUUGAUUUGACACCUUGAUAAAUGGAGACAGGCGACAAUUGAAAGUACUGCAACAAGUGAAAGCCUUUUACUUAUAUUGUAAGGGAGAAAAGUGAUUGAUAAUGAGUGAAUUAAAGUGAUUAACAACAAUACAUUUAAAAAAAAAAUUUAAAGUACAAUUUACGGCUUCCAAAAUGGCUACUAAAUUCCUGAAAAAACGGGAAGUGGCUAAGCUUGUUACUGAAAACAGGAAGCCUUGUGUUUUCUGCAAUCAGGAUGUGGACGAUGAAGUGAUUUACGGCAAAUUAUACUCUUACGGAGACAUACAAUGUCAUUACUUCUGUGUGCUGUUAUCCUGCUGCCUGGUGCAAAAGGGACGGGACUCAGAAGGCCUGUUUGGUUUCCUGUACAAGGACAUCCUGGCUGAAGUGGAACGGAGCAAGAAACAUAAAUGCUCGUACUGCGGGCGCGGCGGCGCCAGCCUGGGCUGCUCGGUGGCGGCGUGCCGCAAGCAGUUCCAUCUGCCGUGCGGCCGGCAGAAGAAUGCUGUGUCGCUCUUCUAUGGCAAUUAUAAAUCAUUCUGCGAGCUCCACGCUCCGAAGCAGAAGAUAUCAGACGACGUCAUGGCGAAGGCCAAGGAGAGGAUGAAGAUUGAAAAACUGAAGAAAGCGGGAAAGAUACCCGUCAGUGGCGAGGGAAACCAACAGGCCGAGAGCCCGGAAGAUCCGGCCAUGGUAUGUGUGAUCUGCUACGAGCCGGUGCAGGCCCAGCCCACCACGCAGACCUUCUGGCCGCCGUGCUGCGGCCGCGACGCCUGGCUGCACCGCAGCUGCCUCCAGCGAAUGGCACUAAGCGCGGGCAUGCACUACUUGAAGUGCCCGCUGUGCAAUGAUAAGGACAACUUCUAUGAUGCGGUCUGCGAGCAAGGAUAUUAUCUGCCGGAUCGAGAUGCAGCAUGGGAGUUGGAGCAGAACGCAUUCGCAGAGAUAUACAAUCGGGAUGCGUCGUGCGCCGCCGCGGAGUGCAAGUGCCCUUUUGGCCGGAGCCAUGACGAGCUCGGCACUUGGGACAUCAAGCUGUGCCUGCUGUGCGGCAGCUGGGGGCUGCACGCGGGCUGCGGCGGCGGCCAGCGCGCCGUGUGCGCCGCGUGCCGCCCCGCCGCCACCGACAUGGACGAGCUGGAGACCAGGCUCGCCUCGGGUAACGUGGCAGCAUGUGGCACAUACAGCUCUGUGCCUGCUGGAGGCAGCUGGGGGCUGCACGCGGGCUGCGGCGGCGGCCAGCGCGCCGUGUGCGUCGCGUGCCGCCCCGCCGCCACCGACAUGGACGAGCUGGAGACCAGGCUCGCCUCGGCUGUGCCUGCUGGAGGCAGCUGGGGGCUGCACGCGGGCUGCGGCGGCGGCCAGCGCGCCGUGUGCGCCGCGUGCCGCCCCGCCGCCACCGACAUGGACGAGCUGGAGACCAGGCUCGCCUCGGUAAUAAUGGCGGAGCAGGCGCGGGAGCAGGAGCGCACGCGCAGCGGGCCCGUCAUGCCGAGCCGCAUGUCCCUGCGCCGCACCAAGGGCCGGCUGCAGCCACACAGUGCUUCAAGUUCAUCACAAAUUUUGCCGACUCACGAAACUCAAAUCAAGACUGAAUCACAUCCCACCGACCGUCUCGAGCUAAACCUGAAGACGCCUCGCCGCCCCAAGCUCCUCACGCCCGGCCUCUUGGAGCUGGAGGCCCGGCUCCUCUCCCCCGCCGAGCUGCUGCAGCUCGCGCGCCGGCAGCAGGCCGACGUGCCGCUGCCGGGGGACGUGCUGGACAAGAUCCGGCUGCGCUUCAGCAAGCCCAGACCACUUAGUGUGAAAAAGAAGAUCGUCAAUGACAUCUUAGACGACCUGUUCAAGAAUAUGCUCAAGGAGAACCCUAAGAGCAAAGAUCCGGUCCGGGAGUGGAACUCGCCCAAGAAAUCCUGUGACAUCACAACUGUCAUGAACGAAGCAGUAAAGGAAUUUAUGGAGCCAACUCUUAACACAAAUAAAGAGGUUCAAGAAAAUACAGAAGAAAAGUCCAUGGAAGUUGAUAAAGAAAAUGAUAAAAAAGAACAUGAACAUGACAGAGACAACUUAGGAGAAGAAAAAUCUGAUAUAGUUGAUGGAAACUCAAGUGACAAAGAGAAUAAUAUAAAUCAGAACAAUGGAAAUGAUAAUGUUAAAAGCGAUGACGAAUCGUCAUCAAGCACCUUCCAAUUGGCUCCAGAAUUUAUAGCUGACAGCGAUGACGGCUUGCCUAUCAUUGACACACCGAAAAAACUCAAAAUGGUCGAUAUUAAACAAGACUCCAUUGAAAUAUCUAAGAAAGAUGAGAUUGUUAACGUGGACGUAAUGCAAGUUGACAGCGGGAGAGAAAAUGAGUUCGUAAAAAACUUAGAUUUGAAGGGUUCUGUUAAGAAUAAAAUGUUUUCUUUUAAAUUUAGUCCGUUGGACAAGGAGCCUUUAAAAACUGAUGUUGAUAUGGAUGUUGAGAGUUUUAAAGAUCAGUACCUGAAUGAGGUAGAUAGGGACAAAUGUGUUAAGAAAAAUGAAAGAAAGAAAGAAGUUGAUUCGACUGACAAAAAGUGUAAGAAAAGAAAAUUAGAAAUGAAAGAAGAAGUCCGUAAGAAACGAAAGAAAGACAGUAAGAAACGCAAGAAAAUUAAACUGAAAAUUAAAGCUAUAGAUCCUGAAAAAGCGGGAAAAAAGAGAACCAAAAAAAUUAAGAAAAUUAAAGAACACAAGAAAAUAAUAAGAGAUAAUGUAAGCAUCAAAAUAAGACUUAAAGAUGGAAAUAGCAAAACUAAGAAAUUGAAGAAGAUACAGAAAGUAAAGAGUUACAAGCAAUACGUGUUGAAAUAUUCGCCUUUACUGAGCAGUAAUAUAGCCAAGCCAGAAAUCGAUGUUACGCCAAUGAAGAGGAAAUAUACGAAGAUAGAGAAGUCACCAUCGGACAAGCUAGUUCAGACUUCUAUACAGAGUUUCUUUAAAGCGAAAUAGACUCCGACUACGCUAAGUUUGCAGUGAUUUGGCAGUGACAAUAUCAUAUGGUUUGUACGCCUUUAUGCCUGAGGACCCGCAAGAAAUCGCCUUUUCAGUCCUCAUUUUCCCCUGUGGAUGUUAACAUUAUUGAAAAUAUUUUGAUACAAUUUGUUGUAUAUCAACCACAGCUAGAAUAGCAUAAGAUUAGAAGCAUUUUUUUUAUGAAAUCUGUUUUUUUGCUCCUAAUUUAUAUAAUAAUAAAAAAAAACGAAAAAAAGUCAAACUUCCCCUACGUCAUAGCUAUGGUUAUCAUACAUCAAAUCAAAUUAUUUGUAAAUAUUUUCAAGAAUGUGAAUAUCCAGAGAGGAAAAUGGGGACUACGUUUUUUAUAGAGAAUUGGCCGUCCUCUUUCCCUUAAAUACCGACAACUUGCUUACAUUAAGGCAAUUCCUCUGCUCUUAUGAAAUUGUUGAAGAAGUUUCCAUCAACCGCGCGUUGUACCGGGAUUUUGCCACGGCUCAUGGGCGCCUGGGGUCCGUUUGGCAACCUUGAAUUGGCGUAGGCACUAGUUUUUACGAAAACGUCUGGUGACCUUCCAACCCAAAGCGUAAACUAGGCCUUAUUGGGAUUAGUCCGGUUUCCUUACGUUGUUUUCCUUUAUCGAAAAGCGACUGGUAAAUAUCGAAUGAUAUUUCGUACAUCCGAAAAACUCAUUGGUACGAGCCGGGGUUUGAACCUGCGACCUCCGGAUUGCAAGUCACACGCUCUCACCGCUAGGACACCAGCGCUUCCAAGACGUUUUCUAGAAUUUUUACAAAUAUAUUUGUAUACCAAUAUUGUCUCCCAAUAUUCAAAAAAUCACCUAUGUGCCUAGAUAUAUUAUACAAUUACACAAUUUUAAAUAUACAACACAAUAGUGUGUAGUUUUUAUUGACAUUUUAAUUAACUAGUUCUAACAUGAUAUCUGAUGUGAGUUGUGAUUCUCAUAUAUCAAUGUGGUAAAGACCGUCUAUAAGGGAAGACCGUCUACAGGCUCUUUCGUCGCCGUUAACGCUUGUGUUUGUACACAUACCAUACCACAGAAUACAUAAUAGUACUACUGUACAGAAAUGACACUUCCUACAUAACCGAACUUUGACAGCGAUUCAGGGUCGAAUCAUGUUGUCUCUUUCUACUGUAUGGCCCUUUUGGCUAUUUAGGGUUGUCAAAAUUCAAGUCAUUAUCUUAUGUGGUUGUGCACGCAAAAGAACGUCAAGUUGUGCCAACUCUAAUGUAAUGCUGAGCCGAAUGGAGCCGAGAAUGCCCGAAAGGAUCAGUGUCGCUGUCGCCCCAUACCAUACAUACAGUGUCCUACCAUACUCCACUGCAGAAGGUGGGUAGAGCAGGAGUAAAGCACUUCCUUUCCGACUGUAUCCAAGCGACGUAUGUAUGUAUACGAGAGUUGUUCUAUGACGGACUUACUAGCAAUACAUUUUAUACACGGUGUAACAAGGGGAAACCGAAAGAUUAUAACAGUGUAUUCCUGGUCCAUUUAGAGACUAAAAUGUCAUAUAGAAUUGUCUGGAUUUCGCCUAGUGUCAGAGUUAAUACCAAUUAAUAAAAAUCUUAUUGUAACUUACUGCAAAAUGCCUUUUUGAUGGCGAUGACGCCAUUAUAGGGCGUAGUUUAAAUAUCCUUUUUGAUAGAUGUAAAAAAUUGUCAUAACUAGGUUUUGAUAAAAAUAAAUCGUAAAAAUUCAUUUUCAGUGCUAAUUUUACCAUAACGUUAAUUUUAUUAUGUACAAAUUCAAAAAAAAAAAAAAAAUUUCGGUGAAAUAUACUUAAACUCAUAUUUUUUCUUCUUUUGGCCUCGGAAGUGCGUGGUUAUAAUCUUUCGGGUUCCUCGUGUUACACCAUGUAUGUCGGUCUUCUCCACAUCGAUCUUAGCCCAUUUCUUGAUGAUGACUUAAAAUAUCCAAAACUAUAUUAAGCUAAGUUAGAUUUGAAAAAUAAGUAGUUAGUAUUACAGUGUAUCUUAAUUUUUUAUAUAUCUUGAGUAUGCCUAAUUAUAAGAUAUUUAUAUGGUUGUUAAUGUGUUCCAUCUUCAUGAAUAUGGAUAUAAGUGUAUUAUGGUUAAAACUAUUAAAUUUUCUUUUGACCCAA